Messenger RNA from Sphaeramia orbicularis (orbiculate cardinalfish), 6618 nucleotides. RefSeq lists its product as uncharacterized. Gene Ontology annotation, biological process: proteolysis. The record is from RefSeq and is a predicted model, not a curated record. Gene Ontology annotation, molecular function: serine-type endopeptidase activity. NCBI's taxonomy places the organism in Eukaryota, Metazoa, Chordata, Actinopteri, Kurtiformes, Apogonidae.
UGGAUCAGCGUGGUGACUCUGGCAAGUCUGUUUUGUGGAGAUUCAAAGGCGCAGCUUGAUGUGUGUGGCAUCACUCCUCUGAACAACAGGAUAGUUGGAGGUGAAGAUGCUCCAGCUGGAAGUUGGCCCUGGCAGGUCAGUCUGCAGGUAUUUGGCAGACAUAUUUGUGGAGGUUCCCUCAUCAGCAGAGAGUGGGUGAUGUCUGCUGCUCACUGUUUCUCCAGCACAAGUACAUUUGCAUGGCGCAUUUCCCUCGGUCGUCAGAACCUACAAGGCACAAAUCCCAAUGAAGUUUCCAGAACUGUUGCAACAAUCAUCUUACACCCAAACUAUGACAUUAACACCAACGACAAUGACAUUGCUCUGCUCAGACUGUCCUCACCAGUCACCUUCACAGACUACAUCAGACCUGUGUGUCUGGCAGCCAGUGACAGUGUGUUCAACAGCGGUACUGAUAGCUGGGUCACCGGCUGGGGCGCAGUCCAGGAGGGAGUAUCGUUACCUUUCCCUGGAACUCUACAAGAGGUGGAGGUUCCCGUUUUGGGAAACAGACAGUGUAACUGUCUUAAUGGAGUUGGCACAGUUACAGACAACAUGAUCUGUGCAGGUCUUCUGGAAGGAGGAAAAGACUCCUGUCAGGUAGGCUGCUUCUACUGUUAUGUCAUCAAUUUGGUGAAAGCAACGAUUUCGACAACACUCAGACGUGUCCUGUCCAUUCCUCAGGGGGACUCAGGAGGUCCAAUGGUUAGUAAGCAGGGCUCCGUCUGGGUCCAGUCUGGUAUUGUUAGUUUUGGUUUUGGCUGCGCUCGGCCCAAUCUGCCAGGAGUCUACUCCAGAGUGUCCCAGUACGAGUCCUGGAUCAGCUCCCACAUCACCUCCGAUCAGCCAGGCUUUGUCCAGUUCAGCUCCAGUGGGUUGGACACUGACAGCAGCUACACCUGUCCUGGUCUGCCUCCUCCUCUUACUACUACUGCUCCUGCUACAACUGCUGAACCAGAACUUACAACCACUGAUUCACUGUCCAUUCUGUCCAGUGCUGAAUUGUGUGGCAUCACUCCUCUGAACAACAGGAUAGUUGGAGGUGAAGAUGCUCCAGCUGGAAGUUGGCCCUGGCAGGUCAGUCUGCAGGUAUUUGGCAGACAGAUUUGUGGAGGUUCCCUCAUCAACAGAGAGUGGGUGAUGUCUGCUGCUCACUGUUUCUCCAGCACAAGUACAUAUGGAUGGCAGAUUUCCCUCGGUCGUCAGAACCUACAAGGCAUAAAUCCCAAUGAAGUUUCCAGAACUGUCGCAACAAUCAUCUUACAUCCAAACUAUGACAGUAACACCAACGACAAUGACAUUGCUCUGCUCAGACUGUCCUCACCAGUCACCUUCACAGACUACAUCAGACCUGUGUGUCUGGCAGCCAGUGACAGUGUGUUCAACAGCGGUACUGAUAGCUGGGUCACUGGCUGGGGUACAGUCCAGGAGGGAGUAUCGCUACCUUUCCCUGGAACUCUACAAGAGGUGGAGGUUCCUGUUUUGGGAAACAGACAGUGUAACUGUCUGAAUGGAGUUGGCACAGUUACAGACAACAUGAUCUGUGCAGGUCUUCUGGAAGGAGGAAAAGACUCCUGUCAGGGUGACUCAGGAGGUCCAAUGGUUAGUAAGCAGGGCUUCAUCUGGGUCCAGUCUGGUAUUGUUAGUUUUGGUUUUGGCUGCGCUCGGCCCAAUCUGCCAGGAGUCUACUCCAGAGUGUCCCAGUACGAGUCCUGGAUCAGCUCCCACAUCACCUCCGAUCAGCCAGGCUUUGUCCAGUUCAGCUCCAGUGGGUUGGACACUGACAGCAGCUACACCUGUCCUGGUCUGCCUCCUCCUCUUACUACUACUGCUCCUGCUACAACUGCUGAACCAGAACUUACAACCACUGAUUCACUGUCCAUUCUGUCCAGUGCUGAAUUGUGUGGCAUCACUCCUCUGAACAACAGGAUAGUUGGAGGUGAAGAUGCUCCAGCUGGAAGUUGGCCCUGGCAGGUCAGUCUGCAGGUAUUUGGCAGACAGAUUUGUGGAGGUUCCCUCAUCAACAGAGAGUGGGUGAUGUCUGCUGCUCACUGUUUCUCCAGCACAAGUACAUAUGGAUGGCAGAUUUCCCUCGGUCGUCAAAACCUACAAGGCACAAAUCCCAAUGAAGUUUCCAGAACUGUCGCAACGAUCAUCUUACAUCCAAACUAUGACAGUAACACCAACGACAAUGACAUUGCUCUGCUCAGACUGUCCUCACCAGUCACCUUCACAGACUACAUCAGACCUGUGUGUCUGGCAGCCAGUGACAGUGUGUUCAACAGCGGUACUGAUAGCUGGGUCACUGGCUGGGGUACAGUCCAGGAGGGAGUAUCGUUACCUUUCCCUGGAACUCUACAAGAGGUGGAGGUUCCCGUUUUGGGAAACAGACAGUGUAACUGUCUGAAUGGAGUCGGCACAGUCACAGACAACAUGAUCUGUGCAGGUCUUCUGGAAGGAGGAAAAGACUCCUGUCAGGGGGACUCAGGAGGUCCAAUGGUUAGUAAGCAGGGCUCCGUCUGGGUCCAGUCUGGUAUUGUUAGUUUUGGUUUUGGCUGCGCUCGGCCCAAUCUGCCAGGAGUCUACUCCAGAGUGUCCCAGUACGAGUCCUGGAUCAGCUCCCACAUCACCUCCGAUCAGCCAGGCUUUGUCCAGUUCAGCUCCAGUGGGUUGGACACUGACAGCAGCUACACCUGUCCUGGUCUGCCUCCUCCUCUUACUACUACUGCUCCUGCUACAACUGCUGAACCAGAACUUACAACCACUGAUUCACUGUCCAUUCUGUCCAGUGCUGAAUUGUGUGGCAUCACUCCUCUGAACAACAGGAUAGUUGGAGGUGAAGAUGCUCCAGCUGGAAGUUGGCCCUGGCAGGUCAGUCUGCAGGUAUUUGGCAGACAGAUUUGUGGAGGUUCCCUCAUCAACAGAGAGUGGGUGAUGUCUGCUGCUCACUGUUUCUCCAGCACAAGUACAUAUGGAUGGCAGAUUUCCCUCGGUCGUCAGAACCUACAAGGCAUAAAUCCCAAUGAAGUUUCCAGAACUGUCGCAACAAUCAUCUUACAUCCAAACUAUGACAGUAACACCAACGACAAUGACAUUGCUCUGCUCAGACUGUCCUCACCAGUCACCUUCACAGACUACAUCAGACCUGUGUGUCUGGCAGCCAGUGACAGUGUGUUCAACAGCGGUACUGAUAGCUGGGUCACUGGCUGGGGUACAGUCCAGGAGGGAGUAUCGUUACCUUUCCCUGGAACUCUACAAGAGGUGGAGGUUCCCGUUUUGGGAAACAGACAGUGUAACUGUCUGAAUGGAGUUGGCACAGUUACAGACAACAUGAUCUGUGCAGGUCUUCUGGAAGGAGGAAAAGACUCCUGUCAGGUAGGCUGCAUCUACUAUUAUGUCAUCGAUUUGGUAAAAGCAACGAUUUCGACAACACUCAGACGUGUCCUGUCCAUUCCUCAGGGUGACUCAGGAGGUCCAAUGGUUAGUAAGCAGGGCUCCGUCUGGGUCCAGUCUGGUAUUGUUAGUUUUGGUUUUGGCUGCGCUCGGCCCAAUCUGCCAGGAGUCUACUCCAGAGUGUCCCAGUACGAGUCCUGGAUCAGCUCCCACAUCACCUUCGAUCAGCCAGGCUUUGUCCAGUUCAGCUCCAGUGGGUUGGACACUGACAGCAGCUACACCUGUCCUGGUCUGCCUCCUCCUCUUACUACUACUGCUCCUGCUACAACUGCUGAACCAGAACUUACAACCACUGAUUCACUGUCCAUUCUGUCCAGUGCUGAAUUGUGUGGCAUCACUCCUCUGAACAACAGGAUAGUUGGAGGUGAAGAUGCUCCAGCUGGAAGUUGGCCCUGGCAGGUCAGUCUGCAGGUAUUUGGCAGACAGAUUUGUGGAGGUUCCCUCAUCAACAGAGAGUGGGUGAUGUCUGCUGCUCACUGUUUCUCCAGCACAAGUACAUAUGGAUGGCAGAUUUCCCUCGGUCGUCAGAACCUACAAGGCAUAAAUCCCAAUGAAGUUUCCAGAACUGUCGCAACAAUCAUCUUACAUCCAAACUAUGACAGUAACACCAACGACAAUGACAUUGCUCUGCUCAGACUGUCCUCACCAGUCACCUUCACAGACUACAUCAGACCUGUGUGUCUGGCAGCCAGUGACAGUGUGUUCAACAGCGGUACUGAUAGCUGGGUCACUGGCUGGGGUACAGUCCAGGAGGGAGGUGAGUCCAACUUAUCGCUACCUUUCCCUGGAACUCUACAAGAGGUGGAGGUUCCCGUUUUGGGAAACAGACAGUGUAACUGUCUGAAUGGAGUUGGCACAGUCACAGACAACAUGAUCUGUGCAGGUCUUCUGGAAGGAGGAAAAGACUCCUGUCAGGGGGACUCAGGAGGUCCAAUGGUUAGUAAGCAGGGCUCCGUCUGGGUCCAGUCUGGUAUUGUUAGUUUUGGUUUUGGCUGCGCUCGGCCCAAUCUGCCAGGAGUCUACUCCAGAGUGUCCCAGUACGAGUCCUGGAUCAGCUCCCACAUCACCUCCGAUCAGCCAGGCUUUGUCCAGUUCAGCUCCAGUGGGUUGGACACUGACAGCAGCUACACCUGUCCUGGUCUGCCUCCUCCUCUUACUACUACUGCUCCUGCUACAACUGCUGAACCAGAACUUACAACCACUGAUUCACUGUCCAUUCUGUCCAGUGCUGAAUUGUGUGGCAUCACUCCUCUGAACAACAGGAUAGUUGGAGGUGAAGAUGCUCCAGCUGGAAGUUGGCCCUGGCAGGUCAGUCUGCAGGUAUUUGGCAGACAGAUUUGUGGAGGUUCCCUCAUCAACAGAGAGUGGGUGAUGUCUGCUGCUCACUGUUUCUCCAGCACAAGUACAUAUGGAUGGCAGAUUUCCCUCGGUCGUCAGAACCUACAAGGCAUAAAUCCCAAUGAAGUUUCCAGAACUGUCGCAACAAUCAUCUUACAUCCAAACUAUGACAGUAACACCAACGACAAUGACAUUGCUCUGCUCAGACUGUCCUCACCAGUCACCUUCACAGACUACAUCAGACCUGUGUGUCUGGCAGCCAGUGACAGUGUGUUCAACAGCGGUACUGAUAGCUGGGUCACUGGCUGGGGUACAGUCCAGGAGGGAGGUGAGUCCAACUUAUCGCUACCUUUCCCUGGAACUCUACAAGAGGUGGAGGUUCCCGUUUUGGGAAACAGACAGUGUAACUGUCUGAAUGGAGUUGGCACAGUCACAGACAACAUGAUCUGUGCAGGUCUUCUGGAAGGAGGAAAAGACUCCUGUCAGGGGGACUCAGGAGGUCCAAUGGUUAGUAAGCAGGGCUUCAUCUGGGUCCAGUCUGGUAUUGUUAGUUUUGGUUUUGGCUGCGCUCGGCCCAAUCUGCCAGGAGUCUACUCCAGAGUGUCCCGGUACGAGUCCUGGAUCAGCUCCCACAUCACCUCUGAUCAGCCAGGCUUUGUCCAGUUCAGCUCCAGUGGGUUGGACACUGACAGCAGCUACACCUGUCCUGGUCUGCCUCCUCCUCUUACUACUACUGCUCCUGCUACAACUGCUGAACCAGAACUUACAACCACUGAUUCACUGUCCAUUCUGUCCAGUGCUGAAUUGUGUGGCAUCACUCCUCUGAACAACAGGAUAGUUGGUGGUGAAGAUGCUCCAGCUGGAAGUUGGCCCUGGCAGGUCAGUCUGCAGAGAUUUCGCAGACAUAUUUGUGGAGGUUCCCUCAUCAACAGAGAAUGGGUGAUGUCUGCUGCUCACUGUUUCUCAAGCACAAAUACACGUAGAUGGCGCAUUUCCCUCGGUCGCCAGAAUCUACGAGGCAGAAAUCCUAAUGAAAUUUCACGAAGAGUUGCAACAAUCAUCUUACAUCCAAACUAUGACAGUAACACCAACAACAAUGACAUUGCUCUGCUCAGACUGUCCUCACCAGUCACCUUCACAGACUACAUCAGACCUGUGUGUCUGGCAGCCAGUGACAGUGUGUUCAACAGCGGUACUGAUAGCUGGGUCACUGGCUGGGGUACAGUCCAGGAGGGAGUAUCGUUACCUUUCCCUGGAACUCUACAAGAGGUGGAGGUUCCCGUUUUGGGAAACAGACAGUGUAACUGUCUGAAUGGAGUCGGCACAGUCACAGACAACAUGAUCUGUGCAGGUCUUCUGGAAGGAGGAAAAGACUCCUGUCAGGGGGACUCAGGAGGUCCAAUGGUUAGUAAGCAGGGCUCCGUCUGGGUCCAGUCUGGUAUUGUUAGUUUUGGUUUUGGCUGCGCUCGGCCCAAUCUGCCAGGAGUCUACUCCAGAGUGUCCCAGUACGAGUCCUGGAUCAGCUCCCACAUCACCUCCGAUCAGCCAGGCUUUGUCCAGUUCAGCUCCAGUGGGUUGGACACUGACAGCAGCUACACCUGUCCUGGUCUGCCUCCUCCUCCUCCAGUCCAAAGUGUAUCAAAUCCUGCACGCUCAGAGUGUGGCAGUGUUCCUGUGAACAGUCAUGGGGGAACGUGGCCCUGGAUUGUGAGCAUUCAUGCAUGUCAAGCUUAGUCUUAGAGUAAAUAAGGAAAAAUGACCAAGAUGCAGAAGUUUUGGUUGUAUAAU